This is a messenger RNA of Aspergillus sclerotioniger CBS 115572, 1055 nucleotides long. RefSeq lists its product as uncharacterized. The annotation marks the transcript as partial. The transcript is spliced from 3 exons. Lineage: Eukaryota; Fungi; Ascomycota; Eurotiomycetes; Eurotiales; Aspergillaceae. The record is from RefSeq and is a predicted model, not a curated record.
AGAUCCCCGGGUUAAUCUUCAGCUCAGAUUAGAUAUAUCCGUCGAUCUGUGAUGGCUCAGUCCAGAUCGGCCCACUGAAAGUGUGGGAGGAAGCGCGAACCCACCCGGCAUGCCACUGAACAGGUGGCGCUUAAGCAGACCAGACCGACGUCACUAGCCGUCACUCAGGUGCCGACGCAGUCACAUCGCAUCCUGAGUGCCUCCCUUUUACAUACUCUCAAUUGUCCUUCCCAGCUUCAUUGUUACCUGAAGGUCGAAUUCUUCACUACACCAGUGGCCUUGUUAUCUUAAUACGAUCCACUGCUUGAGUCAUCCACACCAUGGUCUCUACGCGACACCAUCCCACCGACUUUCCGCCCCCUUCGACCGCGAGAGCGUCAACACCUUCUACGCCUUCCACGAGUGCCAAUGACUCUACCAAGCGAUGGGUGCAUGUUCCAUCGGGUGCCAUCACCCUCUGGCUGAUCGUCUCUGUCCCGCUAGUCUUGUGGGAUGCUGGCUACGUGUUGCUGCGCCCUCACUCUAUGCCGGGUAACAAACUGCAUUCCCCAAUCUGGACCCCGUACGCGCUUUAUGGGACGAUCGAUUAUAUGUACGGCUGGCCGGCAUUCAAUGCACGAAAUGGGUUCACUGCGGCACAAACUGUGCUGAACCUUGUCGAGACCGCCGGCUACAUCUACUACCUGGUGAUUGUGUAUACACACGGGGUUUCGGCAGGGAACGCGGGUCGGAGCCAGCGCAAGGCUAAGAAGGGGCUAUUGUGGAUGCUGAAGGAGUCCAAGGUGGUUUCUGGACGUACUGGAGCGACUGCGCUUCUGGUGGCCUACAGUGCCUCUAUAAUGACCCUUGGGAAGACAAUUCUAUACUGGCUGAACGAGGCUUUCUCUGGUUUCGACAACAUUGGCCACAACGACCCUUGGACCCUGUUUAUUUUCUGGAUCAUACCCAAUGGUCUCUGGAUCGUUUUCCCUAGCUACGGUGUCUAUAUUCUAGGCUCGGAGAUCUUGGCUUCCCUAGAGAGUUCUGUCCCGCGUCAGCGAGUUGGACGACCCAAA